ACAAUAUGUCACCAUUUGUGGUGAUGACAUAAAAACCAAACCGCUCAAGUAAAAUAUGUACAUCAUAGAAUAACUUGAAUGGUGGGGAGGGGUAUUAGACAUUGUGUCUCUUCAUGUAUAUUACACUUUUGGAUAGUUGGGGUUUGUUUUUUUAAGACUGGUACACUUUGAUGUUUUGUUGCUGUGUUCUCCAACAUUUUUUGGUCCUUUCCCUUUAGCAUGUGUGCAUACAUAUUUGUACAGUAUUCAAUUGUUCAUACCUGUACCUGUAUAGUAGCAUGCAAUAACAAUUUUGUUGAUAAAAUGAUAAAAGGGGUGCACUUCAUCAUCUAAAAGCUCUUAAUUAAUAUAGAAUGGCCAAACCCAGUGUGCCGUUAUUCGCUAAAAGGAAAAACCAAUUGCAAUGACACAGUUUGGGAAUUUAAUGCCUUACAAAUGUGAGAUAAUGGAAAUUGGAUAUAAAUGGCUGUUUUUAUAUCAUUCACUACAUCAAGCAUAUGGGUGGAUAGGUAGGGUGAUUCUGUUCAAUGUGCUGAUGAUAACAGGAUGGCAGAACAUUACGAUAAGAAUUAUGUUGAGGACAUUUUCCAAAAAAGCAGCCUUUUCCAAGCGUUGAAACCAUUACUAUGGAAUCUAAAGCUGUGUGGCUUGUACCAUAAAAGACAAUGGAGGGUGAAAAAUGGGCAAGGUGACCUCGAAGAAAUUAGAAAGGUUACCCCUUCUCGUAUGUGGAGCAUUUUCUUAAUAAUCAUCCAUUGGCUGAAUACUGGAAAAAGCCUGAUGGCAUUUCAGAGAGGUAAUGAGUUUGGGCCUGAUGUCCUCAUGAAGAUUUUGACAUCAAUGUGGCAUAUCUAUUGCACCAUUUUGUGCAUGAUUAUGUACCGAUGUUGGGCAAAGCCAGAUCAUCUUCCUGGUUUCAUCUAUAAAUGGGAAACACUUUGCAAACAAGACACUGAAGGAACCUUAAGAAAAUUCAAGCACCUGAUUAAAAUUGGGCUAAUCUUUACAUGGGUGACAAUUAUUGGGAACUUUGUCUGUAUUACAUUGUUUGUUCUUCAGACUGAUAUACUUGAUGCUACCUUCAUACCUUUUGAUAUGGAUGAUAACUCUCUAUUUGUUGGGAAACUGGUCACGAUUGUAAUGAGUGGAACAGUAGUCAAUGCAACGUGCAUGUUCUCCAGCCUGUUUCACAUAGCAGUGACAUGGCUUCUGAAUGAGGAAUUCAAAAAGUUUAACAAACAAUUCAAAGAUAAUAUAAGUGAAUGCCAUGGACUAAAAGGCAGCAUUGAGAGCCAUAGAAAACGACACAUGGACAUAUGCCAGCUCGCAGGAUUCGCUGAUGAGGCAUUCAGACUUUACCAUCUUUUGAUUACAGUAGUUCCUAUAACAGCUUGCCUAAUCACUGCAUACAACGCCAUGUACUUAGAUGAGAUCCAUAAUGAUUCAUUUUUAUUGAUAUCCAUGAUAUUUAUGAUCUUUUUGAAUCUAUACUUCAUAAUAGAGGCGCUACUGAUGUGUGCAAUUGUGAAUAACACGGCGCAUGACAUUUAUAAUGAUGUUCAUUCACUAGACCUUGGAGAGCUGGACCAAAAGGAAAUUUUGCAGGUGUCUGUAUUCCUGAACAAGUUAGCUGGACAUCCCGAGCAAAUAGGACUAAAAGUGGCAUGUUUCUACGUCAUUGACAGCCCAACCAUCCUAGCAGUAUUUGGUGUGCUUCUUAGUUAUUUUUUCAUGUUGUUUUCAUUCAAACCAGCCAGUCCAGAGAGUAUGCUACCAGCAGCUUUGCGUAACUGUACAACUGUCUAAAUUAUGAUGAACAUAUAAACCACCAGGUUUAGACAAUGUACUGUGUAUGAGA
Owenia fusiformis is the source of this 1858-nucleotide messenger RNA. NCBI's taxonomy places the organism in Eukaryota, Metazoa, Annelida, Polychaeta, Sabellida, Oweniidae. The record is from the annotation of a GenBank genome assembly.